CCACCGCCACCGCCACCAUGGACGCCGUAUCCCAGCGUGUUUUGGAGUAUAUGAUAGAAGUUGAGGAAGCAGCGGAGGAUGUCCUCACCACUAAGCAACAGAUUGUGGACCUGGACACAAAGAGGAACAAGAACAGAGAGGCCCUGAACGCACUGAAAACGGAAAUGUCAGAUUCAGAGAAAGUGAAGGUUUGCUUUGGAACCAUGUUCAUCAAAUUUCCCAAAUCAAAGACAAGAGAGAUGAUUCAGAAAGACCAGGAGCAGCUGGAAAAGGAGAUCAACGACCUUCGCAAAGGACUGAAAGCAAAGGUCAAUCAUCUCAAUGAGAUCCAAGGUAAACCUGAGCUGAGAGGAUACAACCUGUCUCCUCUGUCCACUGAUGAAAUCAAAGCUAUGAACAACCUUUUAAAGAGAUGACAUCACAUCUGCGAAACACUUAAGAGCUAAGAGCCUCACCUGCCACUACAGUACUAUGAUGAUGAUAUCCUGUGGAUGAUCUGAUGGCAGUAAAUUGUCAUGCAGAAAGACAACAAUAUCCAUACAGCAGACCUCUUCAAACCUGCCAUCCAGACAUUUUGCAGGUUUAUUCAAACAUCGUAUUCUCAGUGUAGAAGACACAAAAAGAAAAUUUAAGGUUGGUCAGGUUCAGGCCGUUAUUCAAUGCUGUAACUCAGGACGGAGAGAUUGUAACCGUAUUUCCUGUAACUUGGCGGGUGAGUGGAGGGAUACAACCAGGAGGAGGUGAUUCUAGUUUUUUGUUGAAAUGCCCAUUGCUCUGUGAACAGUACGCCUGAAUAGCAGGAACUGACAUCCUGUAUAGUUUGGGGUCCAGUGAAAAAUCAGAUGAAGCCAUGUAGUUGGUUCAUGGUCACAAGAUGGCAGUAGAGUGAAGGUGUACAACAAAACAUUGAGCCUUGAGUCACCAUCUGCCUCCACAGCCUCGCAGCUAGUUUUCAGAUUCUCUGGGAGUGUUGCUGCUCUGCUUUAUAAUGAACUAUGUGACACACACCACAGCUGUGGCUUUGAAAUUCAGCCAAAUCCCAAGCCUUUAGCAAAUCAUCAAUGUAGCAAACACAUUGAAGAUUUGCUAAAUUGCAGCAAAUAUGUGUAUUGUGUAAGAAGACAGUGUUUUCAGCGUGUGACAAUGAUGGAUUUUGA
Molecule: messenger RNA, 1157 nt
Organism: Seriola dumerili (greater amberjack)
Lineage: Eukaryota; Metazoa; Chordata; Actinopteri; Carangiformes; Carangidae
Gene: pdrg1
Product: p53 and DNA damage regulated 1
Exons: 5
Coding region: 18-416 (132 amino acids)
Biological process (GO): protein folding
Cellular component (GO): prefoldin complex
Source: RefSeq, a predicted model, not a curated record